Molecule: messenger RNA, 4594 nt
Organism: Ricinus communis (castor bean)
Lineage: Eukaryota; Viridiplantae; Streptophyta; Magnoliopsida; Malpighiales; Euphorbiaceae
Exons: 7
Coding region: 158-4594 (1478 amino acids)
Molecular function (GO): nucleic acid binding; zinc ion binding
Source: RefSeq, a predicted model, not a curated record
UGAUCCGGAGGCAUAUUUGGAGUGGGAAAAGCGAGUUGACCUUAUCUUUGAUUGCCAUAACUUUUCAGAGGAGAAAAAGGUGAAAUUGGUGGUUACCCAAUUUAGUGACUAUGCUAUAGUUUGGUGGGAUCAUUUGGUGGUUAGUAGGAGGAGGAACAUGGAAGAGCCUAUUGGUAGUUGGAUUGCACUCAAAACUAUCAUGAGAAGGCGUUUUGUACCCAGACAUUACCAUAGGGAGUUACAUCAAAGACUCCAAUCUUUGAGGCAAGGUACAAGGAGUGUUGAGGAUUUUUAUAAGGAGAUGGAAAUGCUCAUGAAUAGGGCUGAUUUGGAUGAGGAUAGAGAAGCUACCAUGGCACGAUUCAUUGGUGGGCUUAAUAAGGAGAUUGCUGAUAGGGUAGAGUUGCAACAUUAUGUGGAGCUUGAGGAGUUAGUUCACCUUGCAAUUAAGGUGGAAAAGCAACUAAAACCUAAAGGGACAGCAAGGUUUGAAUAUAAGGGCACUUCGAGUGGGAGGCCACAUUGGUCUAGUUCUUGGAAAGGAGGUAAGAAAGGUGAUGAUAAGGUUAUUCCCAAUAACAACAAAGGGAAAAGCAUUUCAGGCAACAAAGACACAUCUAAACCAGAAAUUAACAAAGAAAAGAAUAGAGACAUCAAGUGUUUCAAAUGCUUGGGGCGUGGCCAUAUUGCUUCACAAUGUCCAAACAAGCGGGCAAUGGUGGCUAGAGACCAUGGGGAGAUUGAAACAGCAAGUGAAGAGAGUGAUAAUGAUGAUGAGAUACCACAAUUGGAAGACGGCAGCGAUGAUUGCAUUGAGGGUCCUACGGGAGGUGAGCUCUUGGUGGCUAGGCGCACACUAAGUGUUCAAAUGAAGGAAGAUGAUACCUUGGAGCAGCAAAGAGACAACAUUUUCCACACAAGAUGCCAUGUACAAGGUAAGACUUGUCUUGUUAUUAUUAAUGGUGGUAGUUGUACAAAUGUUGCUAGCACUUUAAUGGUUGAAAAAUUGGGUUUAAAUCUAAUUCCACAUCCUAGACCUUAUAAAUUGUUAUGGUUAAAUAAUUGUGGUGAGAUCAAAGUGAAUAAGCAAGUUGUUGUACCUUUCACAAUUGGUAGAUAUUCAGAUGAGGCGCUAUGUGAUGUAGUGCCAAUGCAUGCUGGCCAUAUAUUGUUAGGUAGGCCAUGGGAAUUUGAUACGGGGGCCUUCCAUGAUGGCUUUCUAAAUAGGUACUCAUUUGUGAAGGAUGGGAGAAAAGUUACUUUGACACCUCUUUCUCCUAAGGAAGUGUAUGAUGACCAAUGUAAGUUGGAAAGAGAGAGGCAGAAAACAAAGGCAAAGGGUAGUUUUUUGGCUAGGGAAAGUGAAGUUAGGCAUGCAUUUCAUUCAAGUCGGAUGUUAUUUGUUGUUACUUAUAAAGAUGUAUAUUUGAACACUACUGAACUUGAUCUUUCCUUGCCGAGUGUGUUUGCUAAUCUUUUGCAGGAAUUUGCUGAUGUCUUUCCCGAGGAAAUGCCAAGUGGAUUACCUCCUCAAAGAGGGAUAGAACAUCAAAUAGACUUCAUACCCGGGGCUUCCAUACCAAAUAGACCAGCCUAUAGAAGUAAUCCAGAGGAGACAAAGGAGCUUCAAAGGCAAAAGGAUGGCACAUGGAGAAUGUGUGUGGACUGUCGUGCAAUCAAUAAAAUAACGGUAAAGUAUCGUCAUCCCAUUCCUAGGUUAGAUGAUAUGCUUGAUGAGUUGCAUGGUGCAUGUUUGUUUACUAAGAUUGAUUUGCGUUCUGGUUAUUAUCAAAUUUGCAUGAAAACUGGUGAUGAGUGGAAAACGGCUUUUAAGACUAAAUACGGUCUAUAUGAGUGGUUAGUUAUGCCGUUUGGGCUUACAAAUGCACCUAGUACUUUUAUGAGAUUGAUGAACCAUGUCUUGCAUGAGUGUCUUGGUAAAUUUGUGGUUGUGUAUUUUGAUGAUAUCUUAGUUUAUUCCAAGUCCAUUGAUGAUCAUGUCAUGCAUGUGCGUAGGAUUCUAGACAUUCUUAGGGUAGAAAAAUUGUAUGCCAAUUUAAAAAAGUGUGCUUUUUGCAUGGAUAAAGUUAAUUUCCUUGGUUUUGUCGUUAGUUCAAAGGGGCUCGAGGUUGAUGUGGAGAAAGUGAAAGCAAUUAGGGAGUGGCCAACACCUAAAAACAUUAGCCAAGUUAGGAGUUUUCAUGGCUUGGCUAGUUUCUAUAGGAGGUUCAUUAAGGACUUUAGUAGUAUAGCUGCACCUUUGAAUGAAAUUGUCAAGAAAAACGUUGGGUUUACUUGGGGUGAUGCACAAGAACAUGCUUUUAAUAUGCUUAAAGAUAAGUUGUGUAUUGAGUGUGAUGCUAGUGGCAUUGGGAUUGGUGCUGUUUUGAUGCAAGAAGGCAGACCUAUAUGCUAUUUUAGUGAAAAACUAAAUGGAGCAGCCCUCCGGUACCCAACCUAUGACAAAGAACUCUAUGCUUUGGUUCGGGCCUUGCAAACAUGGCAACACUAUUUAUGGCCCAAAGAAUUUGUCAUCCACACGGAUCAUGAGAGUUUGAAGCAUCUCAAGGGGCAAGACAAAUUGAACCGAAGACAUGCUAAGUGGAUGGAGUUCAUUGAGACAUUCCCAUAUGUGAUCAAAUACAAGAAAGGUAAGGAGAAUGUGGUUGCUGAUGCACUAUCUCGAAGGUAUGCUUUACUUACUACUCUUGAUUCUAAAUUGCUGGGCUUCGAGUUCAUAAAAGAGUUGUAUGUGAGUGAUAAUGAUUUCAGCGGCAUGUUUACAACUUGUGCUAAUGGGGCUGUUUCUGCUGAUUUUUAUGUGUUUGAGGGAUUUCUUUUCAAGAAAAAUCGCCUUUGUAUUCCUAAUUGUUCUUUGCGGGCUGUAUUGGUUAGGGAAGCACACGGGGGCGGUUUAAUGGGUCAUUUUGGGGUGCAAAAGACUUAUGAUAUUCUGAUUGAGCAUUUUUAUUGGCCAUGCAUGAAACGUGAUGUGCAUAAAAUUUGUGGUCAAUGCAUUGUGUGUUUGAAAGCUAAGUCCAAACUGCAACCCCAUGGGUUAUAUACACCUUUACCUAUUCCUGAUGUUCCUUGGACAAAUUUGUCUAUGGACUUUGUGCUUGGUUUGCCGAGAUCUAGGAAAGGUAGAGAUAGUAUAUUUGUUGUUGUGGAUAGCACUACACACACUUCACCAUUUGAAAUUGUAUAUGGUUUUAAUCCUUUAACUCCUAUUGAUUUGAUUCCUUUGCCUCUUAACAAGCUUGUUAGUGUUGAAGGUUCUUCUAAGGCAGAUUUGGUUAAAAAGCUACACAAACAAGUUCAAGAGAGAAUUGAGAAGCAAAAUGCAAAAGUGGCCGAGAGGGUUAAUAAAGGACGAAUUCCAAUGGUAUUCCAACCUGGAGAUUGGGUUUGGGUGCAUUUUCACAAAGAAAGGGUCCCAAAUCAAAGAAAGUCUAAACUAAGUCCGAGGGGUGAUGGUCCAUUUCAAGUCCUUGAGAGGAUCAAUGACAAUGCCUACAAGAUUGAUUUGAAAGGUGAUGAACUUGAUCCGAGGACGAAUCAUCCUAAAGAAGGAGGGAAUAAGAUUCACAUCUUAGUCAGGGCCUUGAAGGUUCAAGUCCAGGAUUACAGUGGCCGAUCAGUUGCCGAUACCAUUUCGGCUACUCUUCAUCAUCGGAUGGUUUCUGAGGCUUCAAGACCAUGCAAUAAAUCUGCAGACCCCGUGGUCUCUAGCGGAGACGCAUUAUUUAUCUUUACUGACAGUGGUCUUACUCCCACUAUAGUUCAAACUCCUAGGCAAUUGCCUAGAGAAGAACUGGAGAAGUUGAUUCCCUCUGUUUGGAUCACAAAUUAUGAGAAACUUCACCAAAGCUCACAGCCUGUCCAGAAACAAGAUCCAAUAUUCAUCAAACAGCUUGACAAAUGUGAUCUUGGAUGUAACUGCCAAGAUGAUCUGGAUGAUCUAGAAAUCGGAUCAAAGGGGACUAAGACUUGGAAAAGAAAACAUACAUGUUCUAGUCCACCUAGAUAUGAUGACAAAGAUGAUGAUCAACCUGAUUCCAUUCAGGUUCCUGCAAAAAACAAGAAAGAAAGACCUUGGAUCGGUCUUCCACCAGAGAAGAACAAACCGAUGUCCAAUGAUGACUAUCUAAAGAGAUGCUUUGAAAUAUUGAAAGAAGGACUCUUGAAUUGUCCUCCUCCUCCAAUGGUUUGCUCCUGUUCUUUUGAGCCAGUAAAGAUCCCAGAGUCUGUCGCAGUGCCAUGUUUUAUGGUCAACUCAGAAGAAUUUCCUCCUCUGGCGAGGAAAGAAAAUGAACAGACCAAGGCUCCUGCCCGUCCUUUUAUUGUGAAGGAUACAGUCCAACCUGCAGGCAGUUUGGCCCCCCUCUUAGCUGCUGAAGAAGUUUUGAACUGGCAGACAAACAAUGCUGUUGCCCAGAAUCAUUAUCUGGAAAAGAUUGACAAUAGACUCUCAGAAGUCUAUGAAAAAACCAGUUCCAUAGAAGCUCAUGUCACCUCAUUCAGAGAAGAAGCCUUACGGAUGCACACGAAGCUUUCGUCUAGGCUAUUUAAACUUGAGCAGGAGAUGGAAUAG